GCGGAAGUGCCGGCCCGGAGCCCGCGCCCGGCGGGUGUCUCCUUUGCGCUGCCCAGCAGCCGCUUGCACCAGCCAUGGACUGCUACACGGCGAACUGGAACCCGCUCGGGGACUCUGCCUUUUACCGGAAAUAUGAGCUGUACAGCAUGGACUGGGACCUGAAGGAGGAACUCAGGGAUUGCCUGGUAGCUGCUGCGCCCUACGGGGGCCCCAUUGCACUGUUGAGGAACCCAUGGCGGAAGGAGAAGGCUGCCAGCGUACGGCCAGUGCUUGAGAUCUAUUCUGCUUCCGGCCUGCCUCUGGCCAGUCUGCUGUGGAAGAGUGGGCCCGUGGUGUCCCUAGGCUGGUCAGCUGAAGAGGAGCUGCUCUGCGUGCAGGAGGAUGGUGGAGUGCUGGUGUACGGGCUUCACGGUGACUUCCGGAGACACUUCAGCAUGGGCAAUGAGGUGCUCCAGAACCGGGUUCUGGACGCCCGGAUCUUCCAUACUGAGUUUGGUUCAGGGGUGGCCAUCCUCACUGGGGCCCACCGCUUUACUCUCAGUGCCAAUGUCAGUGACCUCAAACUCCGCCGGAUGCCAGAGGUGCCAGGUCUGCAGGGUGCACCUUCGUGCUGGACCGCCCUCUGCCAGGACCGAGUUGCACACAUUCUUCUGGCUGUGGGGCCUGAUCUUUACCUCCUGGACCAGUCCGCCUGCUCCGCAGUGACACCCUCUGGCCUGGCGCCAGGAGUGAGCAGCUUCCUGCAGAUGGCUGUCUCCUUCACCUACCGACACCUGGCACUCUUCACGGACACAGGCUACAUCUGGAUGGGGACAGCAUCACUCAAGGAGAAGCUGUGUGAGUUCAACUGUAACAUCCGGGCCCCCCCGAAGCAGAUGGUCUGGUGCAGCCGCCCUCGCAGCAAAGAGAGGGCCGUUGUGGUGGCCUGGGAGAGGCGGCUAAUGGUGGUGGGCGAUGCCCCCGAGAGCAUCCAGUUUGUGCUGGACGAAGACUCCUAUUUGGUUCCUGAGCUGGAUGGGGUCCGCAUCUUCUCUCGUAGCACCCACGAGUUCCUACAUGAGGUUCCAGUGGCCAGCGAGGAGAUCUUCAAAAUUGCCUCGAUGGCCCCUGGAGCACUGUUGUUGGAGGCCCAGAAAGAGUAUGAGAAAGAGAGCCAGAAGGCAGACGAGUACCUACGGGAGAUCCAGGAGCUGGGGCAGCUGACCCAGGCCGUGCAGCAGUGCAUCGAGGCCGCGGGACAUGAGCACCGGCCAGACAUGCAGAAGAGCCUGCUCAGGGCGGCCUCCUUUGGGAAGUGUUUCCUCGACAGAUUUCCACCUGACAGCUUCGUGCGCAUGUGUCAGGACCUGCGUGUGCUCAAUGCCAUUCGGGACUAUCACAUCGGGAUCCCCCUCACUUAUAGCCAAUAUAAGCAACUCACCAUCCAGGUGCUGCUGGACAGGUACAGCAAACCCCAGGAUUCUGGGAGGAGGGCUGUAUGUGGGCAGGCGUCACAGCCCCUGCUGGAUUCUUGUGGUCACUGUUCCUCACCUGUUUCUCUGGGAUCUGGGAGGCCUGAGUUACAGGCUGGGGUCAGGCUGCCCUCUCUAUCCCACCUCACUCUUGUACCCUUUACCCCCUCGCCUGCCAGGCUUGUGUUACGAAGGCUUUACCCCCUGGCGAUCCAGAUUUGUGAGUACCUGCGCCUUCCUGAAGUGCAGGGCGUCAGCAGGAUCCUGGCCCACUGGGCCUGCUACAAGGUGCAACAGAAGGACGUGUCCGACGAGGAUGUUGCUCGAGCCAUUAACCAGAAGCUGGGGGACACGCCUGGCGUCUCUUACUCUGACAUUGCUGCGCGGGCCUAUGGCUGUGGCCGCACAGAGCUGGCCAUCAAGCUGCUGGAGUAUGAACCACGCUCUGGGGAGCAGGUACCCCUUCUCCUAAAGAUGAAGAGGAGCAAACUGGCGCUGAGCAAGGCCAUUGAGAGUGGGGACACUGAUCUGGUGUUCACGGUGUUGCUGCACCUGAAGAAUGAGCUAAAUCGAGGAGAUUUUUUCAUGACUCUUCGGAACCAGCCCAUGGCCCUGAGUUUGUACCGACAGUUCUGUAAACAUCAGGAGCUAGAGACGCUGAAGGACCUCUACAAUCAGGAUGACAACCACCAGGAGCUGGGCAGCUUCCACAUCCGAGCCAGCUAUGCUGCAGAGGAGCGUAUCGAGGGGCGGGUUGCAGCUUUGCAGACAGCAGCUGACGCCUUCUACAAAGCCAAGAACGAGUUCGCAGCCAAGGCCACAGAGGAUCAAAUGAGACUCCUACGGCUGCAGCGACGCCUAGAAGAUGAGUUGGGGGGCCGGUUCCUGGACUUGUCUCUACACGACACGGUCACUACCCUCAUCCUUGGAGGCCACAACAAGCGCGCAGAGCAGCUGGCACGUGACUUCCGCAUUCCUGACAAGAGGCUCUGGUGGCUGAAGCUGACUGCCCUGGCCGAUCUGGAAGACUGGGAGGAGCUAGAGAAGUUUUCAAAGAGCAAGAAAUCACCCAUUGGCUACCUGCCCUUUGUUGAGAUCUGCAUGAAGCAACACAACAAAUAUGAGGCCAAGAAGUAUGCCUCCCGUGUGGGUCCGGAGCAGAAGGUCAAGGCCUUGCUUCUCGUUGGGGAUGUGGCUCAGGCCGCAGAUGUGGCCAUCGAGCACAGGAACGAAGCAGAGCUGAGCCUUGUAUUAUCCCACUGCACUGGAGCCACAGAUGGGGCCACGGCCGACAAAAUUCAGCGGGCUAGGGCACAAGCCCAGAAGAAGUGAGGGGCUCACCCCACACAUCUCCUUGAGCUCUAGCCUUGGCCGAAGCGUCACUGCGCAUCCAGCUUCUCCCCCAGAGCUAAGCGGAGGAGCUGGGGUGGGGUCGGAGCCAGGGGUCUGGAUGUAAAUAAAGUUGGGACAUUUUA
This is a messenger RNA of Panthera uncia (snow leopard), 2926 nucleotides long. RefSeq names its product VPS16 core subunit of CORVET and HOPS complexes (gene VPS16). Gene Ontology annotation, biological process: intracellular protein transport; endosomal transport; vacuole fusion, non-autophagic. Gene Ontology annotation, molecular function: actin binding. The record is from RefSeq and is a predicted model, not a curated record. Gene Ontology annotation, cellular component: HOPS complex; endosome; lysosomal membrane. The transcript has 23 exons. Lineage: Eukaryota; Metazoa; Chordata; Mammalia; Carnivora; Felidae. Bases 75 to 2783 code for a protein of 902 amino acids.